CUCCGAGGGAGCGGCUCCAGCAGCGGAAGCUCGGCGGCGGCCGACGCUGCUUUCUGCCCUGCCGCGGUUUGUUGUGGUUCGGGGUGAGAGAAAUGGGGCCGGCGGAGCUCCUGAUCGCCCUGGCAGUCUUGUCGUGUGCCUUCCGCGGCGGGUCUGGCGCGCCGGCACCGCCGGAGAAAGUGCCUUCACCAAGCAAUAUUGUCAUAGAUUCAUAUAAUUUCAACACCUCUGUUCGGUGGGAUUACAAAAGUGUGUCUUCAAAGACUCUCUUCACUGUGAGCAUCAAGUGCUAUGAAGGGGAUGGUGACAUGGAAGUUGAUAACUGUGUAAACAUAACACAACACUAUUGUGAUAUCACCCACAAGGUUGAUCAGUUGUGUGAUACAUUCUGGGUGAAGGUUAAAGCUCUUAAUGGACUGCAUGAAUCUGACUAUACAUAUUCAGACCGAUAUCAUCUGUUCGAGAAUGGCCGAAUAGCACCACCAAAAUUUAAUAUCUACAUUGAGAAGCAUGAAAUAAUAGUGGAUACUGAAAUUCCUCUCACUCCAUAUGGCAAGAAGUUCCCACUUACUUUAAGGGCAAACAUCACAGACUUCACCUCCAGAGUGUUCCUUUGGGAAAAAGGACACCCGAAAAAGCGUCAAAAAUUUGAGGCAGAGGACUGUAGUGAUACAUCAUGUACCAUAUAUAUUCAUGUUCCUUCUUCGGAAAGCUUGUAUUGUGUUUCAGUUCAAGGAUUUUCAGAAGAGUUUGCCAUUCAGAGUGAAGAAUCUGAAGAAAGAUGUAUUGACAUUCCUCCUAAACACUCAUCAGAUUUAACAGUGCCUAUAACUGUAGGUGUUCUUGCAGUUCUUCUUUUGGCGGGAAUCUUUGCAGGAAUCUACAGAUGGUUCAGUAAGAAACAGAGAACAAUUAAACUUCCUAAGUCUCUGGCUGCUGUGGUAAGAAACAUGAACCCAGUCAACUUUGACCCCAAGCCAGAGGGCAGACAUGCUGCUCUUAUAACUGAACCAGACAUUAAGCCAGAGUCGGAUCCCUCAGGAGAGGCCACAGGCCUCAGUGACUCUGACCAAGAAGCAGAUACACUCCACUCUCGGAGAACUUCAAGUCUCCCUGAAGGCAUUAUUGUGGAAAUCUCUGAAGGUGAACAGAGCGCCAAAGAAAAUGAAAAUUAUUUUAGAGAUCUCAGUGGCGAAGAAGAGAUGUGUAGCAGUGUUCCAAAUCUGGAUCUUCCCAAUGCAGAUGUGGAACAACCCACACUCCCAGAUAGCUGCAGAAACAUUUCUGGCUAUGACAGGCAUCGUUGGCUUCCUCCUGAUGUGGAAGAACGGUUGAAUGCACAGAGUUCCAGUGACAUAUCAGAAGCCUAAGAGAUCCGUUUCUCAAUCUGAGAGAGAGCGCGAAGCAAUUACUUUUGACUAUCACAAAUAUCCAUUGUAAAGGUUUAUAAGCACUUUGGCUUAUCUGAAGUAUUCUGCUACGAAUUUGAAGUAUUGUAGAGUUGGAAGGGAGCCCGAGGGUCAACUGGUCCAACCCCCUGCAAUGCAAGAAUCAUAAUCUUUUGCCCCCACUGUGGGAGGCAGUCUGCAUUUUUUGAAUACCAGCUGCAGGAAACCUCAGGAUGUGAAAUGCUGCUGUGUUUCAGGCCCUGGUUGUGUGCUUCCUGUAGGCAUCUGCUUGGGCAACUAACCAUGAGAACAGCAUUCAGACCUUGAUGAACCACUUACUGCAAUUUUUUACUUCUCAUAAUAUAUGCGUUCAUGAUUUAUGAUGUGAAAUUUGAAACUAUGAGUUCCCGAUCUUUAAAAAAAUGUACGUUGCAAGCUAACACUCAAAGAAGAUCUGACAGUUUUAUUAUAACCAAAGACUUAGUUUAACUGUACAGCUACACACACACUGCUCUAGAGAAGGGCUUCAGCUAACUUUUCUAAUAAUAGCUAUAUAGAUACAGAUAAAUAAGUUUCCAUAAAUAUCCUCUAGCAUUAAAUUGUACCCUCCCCACCAGCAUGCUUGGGCCUUGGUCUGUGGUCAACUGAUUUUAAUGCCUCUCUAGAUACCUUCCCCUAACUGUGUAGAGAGGAUAUUUUCUGGUCUAGUGUAGUUCACGCUUCCUUUUCUUUGGACUGAUAGUUGGAACUGAUAAAACUCUCUUUGCCACAUAGAUGGGUGCAAAUACAGGCCGCGUCCCUUGCGACUGCAAAGCCUGUGAGCUACAGCCAUGUAUAAAAUGAAGUAUGUGUGAACUGAUAGAAAUCACACACCCUUGUUUGUUUGUUCUCAGGUACCAUGCUCACUUCUGAACAUGGCAUUAUUAUGAGCAAUAGGUUCACAAUAAUGAAUCUCCCCAAACUGCAUUUUCAUUUCGCCCACUGGCAAGGCAGCGUUUAAAAAUCUGAUACUCAUAACAAGACACAGCUCACUUGGAAAGGGGGGGAGCCUAAUAGAAUGACAAUAACACACCAGAUGCUCCAGCCUCAUAAAUUAGGAAAAGAUUAUGCAUAGCCAGCUGUACAAUAUAAAUGCCCAGUUUUUUAUACUGCACCAUGACUCUUGGUGUUUAUCAUAUGGUCUAGCAUCUGGUCAGCCCUGUCCACUUCCUAUAUAUCUGCUCUGCUUUAGGGGUUAUUUAUAUUCAGGGCUUUCUCCCCAGUUUGUAUUGUUCCUUAGUCUAGUCUAGUCUAGUCUACCUAUAAUAAGACACAAAUGUGGCCUGAUACAGGGGGGGGGGGCACACACCACACAGUGUCAAACAGGGACAAGACAGCAAAAUGGGGAAGCAAUGCACAAACUGGCGUCACAUGGGGAACUGAAUAGACAAAGUCGGAGGAUUUUUGUAUAGUCUUCCUUUUUACUGCAGAUUCAUUGUGUAUGUGCAUUGCAGUGUGUGCUUACCCACUGCAGGAAGAGCUGCUUGACCUUCCUAAACUAAUGAACUGUUCAGCAAAAUAUUCAUUUGUACCUGAGAUUAUCAAGGCGUUUGGGAGCCAUCUAAAUAGUGUUCUGGAUUUUUCAACAAUCUACAGAUAGGCUGGCUCUGCAGAUGGCUGAAGUGUCCACCCAUCCUGCCAGUAGUAUGUCGUAGGAGAUGUAACCACAGAUUGGGAAGUACCUACAUUUGCUGGGGGUGGGGAGGAAGUGACAAGUAACCAUAAGGGCCACAAUAACUCUCUCCUGAAAGGUAGGCAUUCUGCCACCCACCCACACUAUAAACCUAUGAUACAGGAAGUGCACCAUUUAUUCUGAAUUGGCUCCAUUAGCCCUCAGUGAUGUCACAGUGCCAAGUCAGGUGGGUUAUUGAGUGUUGGGGAUGCCAUCGCAUCCACAUUGUGUUGCAUGAGAUCACAUUGUGAGGAAGAAGCAGUUCCAGUGGACAAAGGGGAAUAUGUGCCAGAGCAGCUACUGACUGACUAUUCAGCAGCAAAAAAGUUCGUCCUGGUUUCUUUACAGGUGGGUGAUUAAUAUGGUGCUCCCAGUUAAACUUCAAGUUUGCAGCUUUUAUUUUAUUUCUGAUUAUUUCUCUGUUUAUAUCUGAGAGCCAUAUCUGUGGUUAGCCCAGGGUUUAGCACUGAUCUGUAAUGUGGCUUAUCUCCCACCUCUCUGUCCUUUGACCAACAUUAGCCACAAAGUUCUAAAAAUGCUGUGUUUGAAUUAUGGGCAUGGAAUUUAUAAUCCAAGCUUGUAACAUUAAAGCACUUUUAUACGGAUUUGUUUUUAAUUACAUGUUUGUUAUAAAAAUGUGUGUGUGUCUUUAUAUUUCUUACUUUCAUAAGUGACUAUUGGCUGGAAGCCAAAAUAAACGUUCCUU
This is a messenger RNA of Zootoca vivipara (common lizard), 3805 nucleotides long. RefSeq names its product interferon gamma receptor 1 (gene IFNGR1). Gene Ontology annotation, molecular function: protein binding; cytokine receptor activity. Gene Ontology annotation, biological process: cytokine-mediated signaling pathway. Gene Ontology annotation, cellular component: plasma membrane. The record is from RefSeq and is a predicted model, not a curated record. NCBI's taxonomy places the organism in Eukaryota, Metazoa, Chordata, Lepidosauria, Squamata, Lacertidae.